UGGAGGAAUGUCGUCAGAAGUUGUAAAUAUAACCAUUCGAUUUGUGGGACUAAAUGAUAACCCACCUGUCAUCGUGAUUGGUGAUAAUGUCACUCAAUUUGUAGAGGGCACUACUACACUUGUGGAUAUCACUAACAACUCACUUGUCCUCAGUGAUGCUGACAGUGAUCAUUAUCAAAUGCACAAUGCUACUGUUCGUUUGGUUGUAAACAAUAUGGAAACUGUUACUAAUGAACAACUUUUAUCAACAGUAUCAUAUCCUGGGGUGACUGUUAGGUAUGAUGUUCCUUCUGCUACACUGACAUUUACAGGACGCGCAUCUGAGACAGCUUAUUCGUCGUUGCUGAAUGGAGUGAAAUAUAACAAUACAGCUGAAGACGUUGCCAACUCUGAAAUCCUUUUUCGACUAGCUGAAUUUGAGGUUUCUGAUGGGAAGUUUUCUUCUUCAGCUCGUGUAAGAAUUAAGUGGAUCAAUAUCAAUGAUGCUCCUGUUUUGACAAUUAAUGAGACGGCUCAUUUGUACUUGGAGGGAAGUGAACAACUACAGCUGGUACCUCUGAUCGUAAUCAGAGACAGUGACAAUAGGCAGUUAGAAGGGGCAACUAUUGUUCUUACUGGAGCAGAAGAUGGUGAUGCUAUUGAUGUGAUGCUACCUGCAGGAAUUAAUGCUGAACAAUUCGACUUAAGUGGGACACAUCGUUCCCUGGUUUUAAAUGGGACUGCAUCAGUUGGCACAUAUGAAGCAACAUUAAAAUCAGCAACCUAUGUGAAUCAUCGAUCACAACCAGCUUUGUUUGUCAGUAGUAUAAAGACAGUAAUUUUUGAAGUUAGUGAUGGUCAAAACGUCAGCAACAGGGUGAAAGUUGAGAUUAAGUUCUCGCCAGUCAACGAUCGUCCAAUACUACAGUUUCAACAGGAUGCUGAUCCUACAAAGUUUGCACCUGAAAAGAAUCGAACUGCUGCAACUGCAUAUGUUGAGGAAGGGGAUCCUGUUCAAAUUCUACCAGAGACUGCUACUCUCGUAGAUGUGGAUAGUGUGAAUGGGUCAGCAGCCAUGAUAGAGAUUACUGGAUUGCAGAAUGGGCUAUCAGAGCAAGUGAUGUGGAACAAAAGUUAUGCUGUUGGGUUUGGUAUUGAAGUGAAGAUUAAUUAUACUGCUGGGAAACUUACAAUAAAGAUUUGUUUUAAAUUUUUGUGGUGGAGGGUUGUCCUCAAAUUUUUCUUAAGUUUUACUUUUGUGAUCAAAGAAACAGUUGAACCUGUGGAAGGCAACAGGACAGCAGUUUUUACUGUGUUUGAUGACCAAGGUGCUACUAGUGACUCAGCCAUUGUGCACAUUGAUGUUCAACGGAGAAAUGAUAAUCCUCAGUUAGAUCUGGGGGCUGGCAUCAAUGCACUUGACAAUUUGACAUUCACAGAGAUACCAGAAGGUGAUCAUGGAACAGGCAUACACAUCAGCAACAAACCACACAGAAUUGAAAUUAGGGAUGAAGAGCAAGCUCGGCAUUAUAUAGCAGAGAUUACUGUGCAGCUGAAUGUUACCAACUGUUUCACUGGUUCUGAAGAGUAUGUUUAUUUACUUGGAGUUGUCAAUUCAGAUUUGCUUCAAUAUACUCCUACUAUUGAUGGUCGUGGAGCUAAAGCUAAGACUGUCAUUGUUCCUUCAAAUGAUGCUGAACGUCAAGCUGUGAAGCAAGAGUAUGAAGAAUUUUUGAAGUGUUUGCGAUAUAUAAAUUUGGACGAUGAACCUGUGCUUUAUUGCCCUAAAGAACUAAAUGUUGUUGUCGAAAGAUAUAUUGAAAUUACUGUUGUUGACAGUGGCACUCCACCUGGCAGUGUUACUGUUCGCUGUCCAUUGAUCAUUCAGCCUGUAAAUGAUAUGGCUCCAGUUGUAAUGGUUGAUGUGGAUGGAAAUUGUUUUGUGGACCCUGUACCAAGUGGUGCAGCAGCUUUGUUAAAUGCAGUUCAAGCAAGAAGGCGUCGAGAAGUAUCAACUGUGAAACAGCAGGCACCUGAUGUCUUGUCUAUUGAGGCAUUUGGGUACAUGGGUGAUUAUUUUUGUUCUGGUUUUACUGUGUCAGUCAAGUUCUCGCAAGAUACUAAUACACCAGUUGUUUUACGACCAUCUGACAUGAAACAAGUCUUGCAACUGCAUCCCCCGCUGUUGAAUAACCUUUCCCAUUUUGGUGUGUGGACGGACAAACAAACAUUGUUGAUCAUCUUCCCGACUGUGGAUGAGCCUAACAACGUUGAUUUCAGUGAAUUGAUGAUUAACUUUAUUGCUCAUGCAGCAAUGUACAACAGCAGUAGCACAGAUGUCUGUGAGUUUAGUGUGUGUCAAAUGAACGGUGGCUCUUUUGGUGUUGAAGGCUGGUUUAGCAUCCAGGGAAAGUUGCAAGAUAGUUCUGCCAAGACCCUUCACGACUCGGUUGCUGAUGAAUUAGAGCAGACUCGGUUGCAUGAUUGGGGUUUGCUCACAUUGGCACUCGCUUGCUUUGUGGUUGCUUUUGUUGCAGUUGUUGUUGCUGGUUUUAAGGGAAAGAGGCUUUAUGUGAAGGCUGGUAAAGCUUAAUUAAGUCUGUGUCAAGGUCAGAAGCGGCGAUAUAUAAGAAUGUUAGUACUGGUCGAGUUACUUUUCUUAGCUAAUUAUGUCAUACACACACAAAGCUUCACGAGUGAGUAGGGUAUUGUAGUGUCAAUGUCAGAAUUGAUGUUGUUGCUGCAUUAUAGUUCGCACUGUUGCAUUGGACAUGUUGCUUGAUCUUCUUAAAAUUAAUUUGUUGCUGUUACUUUUCUUGGUUUUUGCUGAUUUUGUGUGUGUCUUCAAGUUGUGUAGUGUAUCUUGAGUACUUAUAUCUAUCAUAUUGUAUCUAGAAUGGUUUGAACAG
Corticium candelabrum is the source of this 2888-nucleotide messenger RNA. RefSeq lists its product as uncharacterized. The coding region runs from base 8 to 2572 and encodes 854 amino acids. The record is from RefSeq and is a predicted model, not a curated record. Lineage: Eukaryota; Metazoa; Porifera; Homoscleromorpha; Homosclerophorida; Plakinidae. The transcript is spliced from 17 exons.